Molecule: messenger RNA, 11954 nt
Organism: Fopius arisanus
Lineage: Eukaryota; Metazoa; Arthropoda; Insecta; Hymenoptera; Braconidae
Gene: Dhc62B
Product: Dynein heavy chain at 62B
Exons: 15
Coding region: 1-11817 (3938 amino acids)
Biological process (GO): microtubule-based movement
Cellular component (GO): dynein complex
Molecular function (GO): minus-end-directed microtubule motor activity; ATP binding; dynein light intermediate chain binding
Source: RefSeq, a predicted model, not a curated record
AUGUCCGACACAUUUGAGAUCAGGAAAUUGCUUUUUGAAAAAACACUGAUACCGAGGAUGGAGGAACCGCCAAAUCCUGAUACAUUCCUCGGGAAAUUCAGUGAAAAUGAAUUCCUACGGAGCUUUCAUCUUGAUAAAGUUCGAAGUAAGGAGCUCCAGGAGAUGUUGGAAAUAGCAGCGGCUCGCACGAAGAUAAGAGAUGUGAAAAAUGUAGAAAAGUAUCGAACAGCUCACGAAUGCUACCUCACUCCUCCCCAGGGUUUCUACUUCGAAAAAAUGAAGGAUUACGCAGAGAGACUUCCAAUUGUCGGGCUCAUCCCAAGCUGGGAACGCGAGAUAAAGAGUCUCAUUCCGUUGAGAUUGAGAAAAAAAUUCACCAAUUCAUACAACCGCCAUAUGGAUGAAGCCAAAUGCCUUUAUAUGGAGAUAAUGCACGAAAUGGGGAUGAAAUGUGUUAUAUCAAUCGGAUUUAAUUGGCGAGAUGCUGAGGAGUUGCCCUUCAAGUUCGAUGGUCGUACAUCCCGUCGGCCCAGAUUCAUCCAGAAUCGAAUUAAUCUCGCCACAAAAUAUCUGAGCCCUCAGAGUUUGAUGAGGAAUAUUUUUGCUAAAUCACAUACACUCAUGCCUGAGUUUAUCUGCGACUUCAGGAAUUAUCGGAAGAAUGGAUUUAUCGAAGCAACUAAAUUCUUCAAAAUAGUUGAACAAGAUAUUCGAAAAGGGGAGAUAGUUGUGACAAAUGCUUACUAUGCGUACAUAGUGAAACUCGUAACUACCAAGAGAUAUCUGAAUGACGUUCCCAGUGAUUUACUGGGCCCAUUUCUUGAAGCUGCUACCAAAUUACUUGCCUAUCAGGUUACUAGGAAAGUCAUCAAGAGCAUUAAUCACUUUCUGGCUGUCUUGAGUGACCCGUCUCUCUGUCCUUUGUUAAAGCUGGAUCUCCAAUGUGAGAACAACGAGAUGUUCAUAUUCCCACGUACUAUCGAUUUUUCCUCGAGUUUUCACGCACUAUUGGACAGAUUAGGAAUCGUUGGGCUAUCAUUGCCCCCAUUGGAGUCUUGGCUCGAUAUAAAAACCGAGAGCGGAUUCAUCCCCGCGGUUUUGCCCGAGUGGUUCAUGCAAACCUCCCACGAAAAAUUGGCAGGAAUACUGCAGAUAUUAUUGGAACCCAUUAAUGCCUACGUCGACGCUUUACAUAACAAAUUCGGCGUCGUUUACAGUCCAGCGACUCCCGAAGAAAUUGCAAUCUUUAUUGCUGGAGAACACAGUUUCCAGGACUGUUUGGAUAAAGUUGAGGAGUUCAAUCGGUUCAUUCGAGACAUUAAUAGCCUAACAGAAAACGAAUAUUUCCCGUUAGGAAAAUUAUUUUUAGAACCAGCAAAGGUUGGACUAAAGCAAUAUACCCGAGAAAUACUUCAACACGUAAUCCAAGAAUUAGUGAAAAGACACUGCAACUUUAAUUUGCAAAUCUGCUCGAUGUUCGAGGCACUGAAAAAAAAAGCCCUCGACGUUCCCCCGGAGACGAAGGAGUUCCUCGAACUGGGUGAAUACAUGCUGUAUGCGACGACUACCCUUAUAACGGAAUUGCGAGAACAGAUAAAUCUCUCUCUGUAUAUGAUGGCGACUUUGCUCGAGAUGACGUCGCUCGAUCAGGAUCACAUUGAGUUAAACAAUGACACCGUGAACUGGAUGGACCGAAUAAAGCCAGUGUUCGAGCAAAACAGUUCAACGUUCGAACAGAAGAAAUUCGAAUUGGAGGAGAGAUUGCAGGGAAGAAUUGCCGCACUAAAUGCUCAGGUUGAAGCGAUGUUUCCUAGACUAACAAUUCUCGAUGACAUGGACGACGCCACCCGAAUCCGUUCCUACAUUGAAUACAUGAGGAGUAUGGUUCGCAAUUUCGAUCGUAUGGACGCCGAGGUGCAGUGGAUAAACUGCGAAGAAGCCCUCUUCAAGUUCCCCCGAACGGUCUACCCUCGUAUAAAAGAGCUGAAAGACAUUAUCCUCCCUUACUACACUCUAAUAUAUCGAGCACUCCAGUGGCAAAGAGACCUCGGGGUCUGGUUAGACGGUCCCUUCGAGUACCUCGACGCAAAUUCAAUAGAGAGCCGAACAACAGAUUACUUCACUGAUUUCAAUAAGCAGUCAAAAGCAUACAGGACAAAAAUAAAAAUGCAAAUAGCGAUGGGCUAUCCUUACACAUUCGCCGGAGCAGUUGAUGAUCCAGAUCCUUUUCAAUAUCCCGCACCAAUGAAGCUCUGUCACCAGUUGAUAGAGAAGAUCAAGUGGUUCAAACAAUAUGUACCUCAGGCUCUCUGCUUUUGCAAUCCGGCACUUCGUCAGCAUCACUGGGACGAGAUGUCCGCGGUAGCAAAGAGGGACAUAACCCCGGAUGCCGGUACAACAUUGAGAAAAAUCAUUAGGAUGAAUCUGAUUGAUGAUAUGGAUCAAUACGAAGCGAUUAGCAACAGUGCGACUAAAGAACUGGCACUUCAAGAUCUUCUGGGCAAAAUACAACGUGAUUGGGAUGAUGUUUUCUUCACAACAACUCCCUACAAAGACACUGGAGUUGCGAUUCUUACUCAGCUCGAUGAUAUUCAAGCUUUGCUAGAGGAACAUAUAAUUAAAAUUCAAGUGAUGAGGGGCUCUGCUUUUGUUAAGCCCAUCGAGAAAGAGGUGAAGCUCUUUUAUGAUCUUCUAUUGAGGAUUCAGAGCACUAUCAAUGAAUGGACGAACGUUCAGGUCCAGUGGAUGUACCUUCUUCCCAUCUUCUCCAGCAAGGACAUCGUGGCGCAACUACCUGAAGAGGGAAUUAUGUUUCAAGAGGUUAACGCCACCUUCAGGAGUGCUAUGGCGGCUGUUGCUAGAGAACCACUUGUUAAAGAGACUGCAGGAUCGGUAGGUCUAUGCGAAACCCUGAAGCAUGCGAAUGAGCUGAUGGAGAAGGUGAAUGAGGGUGUGGCGAAUUAUUUGGAGAAGAAGAGACUGUUCUUUCCGAGAUUCUUCUUUCUGAGUAAUGACGAUAUGCUAGAAAUUCUGUCUGAGACGAAGGAUCCUUUGAGGGUACAGCCCCAUUUGAAGAAAUGUUUUGAAGGGAUUGCCAAGCUCGGAUUCAAUGAUGAAUUGGAGAUUCUCUCAAUGUUCAGUGAUGAUAAGGAAGAGGUACAAUUUCAAGAAAUGAUAUCGACGAGUGCAGCGAGGGGCUGUGUCGAGCGCUGGCUCAUUCAAGUUGAGGAGCAAAUGGUGAAAUCUAUACGUCAUGAAAUCAUGAUGAGUUAUUUCGAUUACGAGACUAAUGAGAGAGUUCAGUGGGUUCUCAUUUGGCCGGGACAGGUAAUCAUCUGCGUUUCACAGAUUUACUGGAGUAUGGAGGUGCAGAAUUGUUUGAUGACGCACACAAUGUCGAAUCUCGAGAGUUUGUACAAAAAAUUGAGGGCGCAGAUCUUUGACAUGGUGAAUCUCGUUAAAGGCCAGCUGACGAAGCAAAACCGCACAACCCUCAAUGCCCUCAUUACAAUAGAUGUGCAUGCUCAAGACGUUGUCAAGUUAUUGAUUGAUAAGGAAAUUAUUGAUGAGACGGAUUUUGAGUGGCUUGCACAGUUGAGGUACUAUUGGGAAGAAGACGCUUUGGUCAGAAUAAUCAAUGCCACUGUGCCGUAUGCUUAUGAGUAUCUCGGGAAUUGUCCCAGACUGGUUAUCACUCCGUUAACUGACAGAUGUUAUCGCACCUUAAUUGGAGCCUAUUCCCUCCACCUGAACGGCGCCCCAGAAGGUCCAGCAGGCACAGGAAAGACUGAAACCACCAAAGAUCUUGGUCGAGCAAUAGCCGUUCAAUGUGUAGUAUUCAACUGUUCAGACGGUCUCGACUACAAGAACAUGGGGAAAUUCUUCAAGGGUUUAGCGUCCUGUGGAGCGUGGGCCUGCUUCGACGAAUUCAAUCGAAUCGAGCUCGAGGUUCUUUCAGUCGUGGCUCAACAAAUCCUGUGCAUCAUCCAAGCAGUGCGAGCCCACGUCGAUACAUUCAUCUUCGAGGGAACUGAACUCAGACUCAAUCCCGCAGUCUACGUGUGCAUCACUAUGAACCCCGGAUACGCUGGGCGCUCGGAACUUCCGGACAAUCUUAAAGUCCUGUUCAGAACAGUCGCCAUGAUGGUUCCCGAUUACGCAAUGAUAGGAGAGAUUUUUCUGUAUUCCUCUGGUUUCAGUACUGCUCGAGUCCUCUCAGUCAAAAUCGUAACGACCUACAAACUCUGCUCCGAACAGUUAUCCUCUCAAUCCCACUAUGACUACGGCAUGAGAGCAGUGAAGACCGUUUUAACAGCAGCGCAGAACGUCAAGCUCAAGUAUCCGAAUGAAGACGAACUGAUUCUCUUGCUGCGAUCGAUAAUCGACGUCAAUCUCCCAAAGUUCCUCUCCCAUGACGUUCCAUUAUUCGAAGGCAUCAUCUCCGAUUUGUUUCCAGGUGUCCAACUGCCGUCCCCUAGCUACGACGUUCUGCUCAAAGCCGUAAAGAUAGCAGCCGAGAGAAAAAAUCUUCAGCCAGUCGAUGCUUUCCUCCUGAAGAUCAUUCAAACAUACGAAAUGAUGAUCGUCAGGCAUGGAUUCAUGCUCGUAGGGGAUCCUUUUGGCGGGAAAACAUCAGUUCUCCAUACACUUGCUGAUGCUCUUACUAUAAUGGAAGAGUGGGGGGAUGAUAAUGGAGCGACGACAAUAUUCACAACUGUCAAUCCAAAAUCGAUAACAAUGGGACAACUGUACGGACAGUUCGAUCCGGUUUCUUCGGAGUGGACGGAUGGAGUGUGCGCUGUUGCCUUCCGAAGGUACUGCUCUGAUGAGUCUCCAUCGAGGAAAUGGCUGAUCUUCGACGGACCGGUUGAUGCUGUGUGGAUCGAGAACCUGAACACUGUGUUGGAUGACAACAAGAAACUUUGCUUGACAUCUGGAGAAGUCAUGCAGAUGACGAAUGUUAUGUCCAUGAUCUUCGAGGCAAUGGAUCUCCUUCAAGCAUCGCCAGCGACGGUCUCACGGUGUGGGAUGAUUUAUAUCGAACCCCACGUCAUCGGCUGGAGGCCCUUCGUCGAGUCCUGGUACAAUACAUUAGACUUGACAUGGGCAGAGCCCCAAAUGGAUACUAUCAAGGAUCUUUUCAAUUGGUUGAUCGAGCCCUCUUUAGAAUUCGUGAGAAAAAGGUGUAAGAUCUCGUUAUUCUCCGGACAAAUCAAUCAAGUUGUAUCAACCAUGAAUCUCUUUCAAAUGUACAUGAAUGAUGCAGUUGAAGAGAAUGAUGACUACGAGUCAAAUGUGAUUUUCUGGAUUCAAGCAGCUAUGAUGCUUGCCGUUGUCUGGGGGAUCGGAGGAGCCCUAGAUGCAGAUUCUUUAGAAAGAUUUAAUGAAUUGUGCAUUUCUUUGUGGAAGAAUCAGGUAGAGGAGCUUCCGGUGCCGGAAAGCAUUCUUGAGGAUUUGAUCUCGUUACCAACUGAGGGCUCGAUCCACGAUAAUUUCUACACGUUCAAGGGCAAGGGAGCUUGGAAGAAUUUUGGGGAUGCUGCGAGGAUGGAAAAGAUCAUCGAAACUGCAAGCAUUGGACAAAUGAUAAUUCCUACCAUUGAUACCAUUAAAUAUCAGAGUCUUUUCUUGAAACACAUUAAGCAUCGUAAACGAUUUCUUCUCUUUGGGGAAACUGGAACCGGCAAGAGUUUUUAUAUUCAAGAUAUAAUGAUGAACAAACUUGAGGAGGAGUUCUACCUCCCAAACUUGAUCACGUUCACCGCAAAGACGUCGGCAGCGAAUGCUCAAGAGCUGGUGAUUUCGAAGCUCUACAAAAGGAGGAAAGGGCAGUUUGGGCCGAUGGUUGGAACUCACUGCAUAGUUUUUAUCGAUGAUGUUAACAUGCCGACGAAGGAGGUGUACGGAGCACAACCGGCGAUCGAACUUCUUCGACAGGUAUUCGAUCACAACUACUGGUACGAGCUGAAAGAACCUGAGAAGCUAUUGAUCUAUGACACCAUGUUCGUUUGCGCUAUGGGACCACCAGGAGGCAGCAGGCAGGAGAUCUAUCAUCGAUUUCUUCGGCACUUUAAUCUCUAUUCGAUCAAUAAUUUCUCAGACGAAAGUGUCACCAAGAUCUUUACGAAUCUCGCUUUGGUUGGGCUCAAACGAAAUGGCUUCGCUGCGGAUGUGAUGUCCAUAGUUAUAAGUCUUGUAAAUGCCACGUUAGACGUAUUUAAAAGUGCCGGUGAAUUUUUAAGACCCACUCCUGCAAAAUCUCAUUAUCUGUUCAAUUUGAGGGAUUUCUCGAGGGUCAUCAGGGGCUGUGCAAUGAUCAAGAAAGAGUCUGUGGAGUCCAAGACUACUUUCACAAGACUCUGGGUUCAUGAGAUAUUGCGAGUGUUUGGAGAUCGAUUAAUCGAUCAAUCAGACCGACAGUGGCUUUUCAAACAAGUAAAGGAUACGGUCCAGAGAAUCAUAAGAGAGAACUUCGAAGUUGUAUUUGAACAUUUACCAAAGGAUAAUGAUCAAAUCAAUGAAGUAAGUCUUCAAAAUCUAAUAUUUGGAAAUUUUAUGGAUCCAGAUGCCAUUCAAGAGGACAAGAGGUACGAGGAAGUGGCUUCGAUGGAAGAGUUCAAGAAUGUCGCGACAUUGAGUCUCGAGGAUUACAACACGACUCACAGAAAUAAGAUGGACAUUGUCCUGUUUCGAUAUGCGUUAGAGCAUUUGGCGCGGGUCUGCAGAAUUCUCGCAAUUCCAGGUGGAAGUUUACUAAUGGUUGGCGUUGGAGGUUCUGGCCGACAAUCCCUAACAAGACUAGCCUCAAACAUGGCAGGUUGCGGUCUCUUCCAGCCGGAAAUAGGUAGUGCCUACGGGGUAAGCGAAUGGCGAGAGGACAUAAAAGGCGUUUUAAAACGUUCCGGGGGUGUGCAAAAGGACCUAGUCUUCCUGAUAACAGAAGGUCAAAUAAAAGAAGAGGCUUUCCUCAGCGACAUCGACAGUCUCCUCAACGCCGGUGAAGUGCCCAAUCUCUUCACAAUAGAGGAAAGACAGGAAGUCAUCGAAAUGUGUCGCUUGGCAGCCCAAGGUGGCAACCGAAAUCUCGAUAUCUCCGUUCUCUCUGUCUUAUCAUUCUUCGUUAAUCAGUGCAAAGAAAAAUUGCACUUGAUGCUUUGCUUCAGUCCAAUCGGCGACUCAUUCAGAACUCGUUUGCGGAUGUAUCCCAGUCUUGUCAAUUGCUGUACCAUAGACUGGUUCGAGAUAUGGCCAGAAGAUGCUCUAGAACAGGUUGCUGUCAGAUUCACUACCGAUAUCAAUGUCGAAGAUGAGGUGAAAGUGAAUGCUGUGGUUGCGUGCAAGUAUUUCCAUAUAUGCGCUAAAGAGAUGAGUGAAGAUUUCUAUCAAGCCAAGGGACGAAAAACUUACGUAACGUCCGCGGCUUUCCUCGAUUUGAUACGAAGUUACGCCGAUCUGAUGCAGGAGAAGCAAGAGGAGCUCACACUGGCCAGGGAUCGGUAUCUGGGGGGAUUGGAGAAACUGGCAUUUGCUGCCGAACAAAUAUCAAAAAUGAAGAUCACUCUGGUGGCGUUGAGGCCAGAACUUGAGAGAUCUGCCAAACUGACUGCUGAUACUAUGCAGAAGAUCGAGAAGGAGAAUGUGAUUGUUGAGAAAGCCACGAUGAAGGUCAAGAGGGAUGAGGAUGCUGCCAAUGUUCAGGCCAAGGUCGCCGGGGCUUUAAAGGCUGAGUGUGAGGCCGAUCUUGAAGAAGCUAUGCCUGUUCUCAAUGAGGCCAUCGCUGCCCUGGAUACACUCAAACCUGCGGAUAUCGCCAUGGUGAAGACCAUGAAAAAUCCACCCGAGACUGUUAAACUGGUUAUGGCGGCUGUUUGUGUUAUGUUGAGUGUUCAGCCUGAAAAGGUUUUAGAUACAAGCACUGGCAAGACCAAGAUGGAUUAUUGGAAGGCUGCUCAAAGGAUUCUUAGUGACAUCAAGUUUUUGGAGAAUUUGAAGACUUAUGAUAAGGAGAAUAUUUCCAUUGAGACAAUACAGACAAUAAAGAAGACGUAUCUGUCCAAUGCAAGUUUCGAUCCAAAAAUCGUAGCAAAAGCCUCUUCAGCAGCGGAGGGUCUCUGCAAAUGGGUAAGAGCGAUGGUAUUGUACGAUAAAGUUGCCCGAGAAGUGGCGCCUAAAAAAGCAGCACUGGCUUCCGCCGAAAAAGAUUACAUGGACACAAUGACAUUUUUGGAUGAACAGCGAAAGAUGUUGAUAGAGUUGAAUGAAAAGUUGGCAUUGCUGAGAGAAGACCUUGAUAGAACAAUAGAGAAAAAAAUAGCUCUGGAGAAUCAGGUGAUAACAUGUAGAAAUCAACUGACUAGGGCGGAGAAGUUAAUCAAUGGACUGGGUGGUGAGAAGGACCGUUGGAUGAGUUCGGCAAAAAGUCUCCAAAGGGCAUAUGAUACACUACCCGGAGAUAUUCUCAUUUCCUGCGGCAUCAUUGCCUAUCUCGGUCCAUUCAUAACUUCCUACCGAGUUGAGUAUGUGGACAAGUGGAAAGUUUACGUUGAAAAUUUGAAGAUUCCCUGCUCCGGGGAGUUCAACUUUGUCACAGUUUUGGGAUCUGAGAUUAAAAUCAACUCGUGGAAUAUAUUCGGAUUGCCCAGAGACAGUUUCUCAACUGAGAAUGGUAUCAUUAUGGAUAAUUCUAAGCGAUGGAGUCUGUUUAUUGAUCCGCAGAGUCAAGCGAAUAAGUGGAUUAGAAAUAUGGAGAAGGCAAGUGAAUUGGAAGUUGUCAAGUUGACGGAUAAAAAUUAUAUGGACAUUAUGGAACAAUGCGUUGAAUUUGGAAAGCCGAUUUUAAUCGAAAACAUUGCUGAAGACCUUGAUGCUCCCCUCGAUCCGAUCCUCACAAAAAAUACGUACAAAAUCUUCGGAGCCCUGUAUAUCACCCUCGGGGAAAAAACUAUUCAAUAUGACGAGAGAUUUCGCCUGUAUAUGACCACUAAGUACCGCAAUCCCCACUAUCUUCCCGAGGUCUUUAAUAAAGUCACUCUAAUAAACUUUGCACUGACGAUUGAAGGCCUGGAAGAUCAACUCCUGGGGAUAGUUGUGGCGAAAGAGCGCCCCGACCUUCAGAAAAAACGGGAGUUCCUAAUCGUCGAAGGAGCUGCGAAUCGAAAAGCCCUCAAAGGCGUCGAGGAUAGUAUUCUAAAAACCCUAGCAACAUCCGGCGCGGCAAUCCUAGAUGAUGAGGAAGCUAUCGAGAUACUCGACUCUUCGAAACUUCUUUCCACCGAUAUAAUGAAGAAGCAAGAAGCUGCCAAACGGACGGAAAAAAAAAUCGAGGAGUUCCGCCAGAGUUACAGACCAAUAGCCAAACACAGCUCUUCAUUAUAUUACACAGUAACCGAUCUCCCCAGCAUCGACCCGAUGUACCAAUAUUCACUCUCGUGGUUCAUCAACCUUUACAUCAUGUCCAUAGAUACAGCAAACAAGAGUAAAAUACUUGAGCAACGAUUGAUGUAUCUACGAGACACAUUUACAUACAAUCUCUACCAAAAUGUCUGCAGAUCGCUCUUAGAAAAAGAUAAAGUUCUCUACUCAUUUUUGUUACAUACAACAAUUUUACUUGCCGAACAGAAAAUAAUAAAAUCAGAGUUGAUGUUUUUUUUGUCCGGGGGCAUUGUCGUGGGUAAAACUCCGGACAAUCCUGCGGCUGAUUGGCUUCCAGAUAAAUCGUGGGAGGAAAUAUCGAGGGUGGGCCAACUUCCGCCUUUCGCUAACUUUGCAAAAAACUUUGAGACACAUUUGAACGACUGGAAAGAACUCUAUGACUCGAUGUCGCCUGAGAAAUCGAAAUAUCCAGAGCCCUGGGAGUCGACAUUAUCAGAUUUUCAGAAAUUAAUUGUUCUGAGGAUGCUGAGACCGGACAAAAUAACUCUCAAGGUAAUCCAAUUUGUGGAGAAGGGGAUGGGCCGUAAAUUCGUUAUCCCACCAAGCUUCGAUCUAGCUAAAUCGUACGCAGACUCGAUGUGCCUAGUUCCUCUCAUAUUUAUCCUAUCUCCUGGCUCGGAUCCCAUGGGGGCCCUGUCCAAUUUCGCUGAGAACAUGGAUUAUACUUCAAGGUUUACAUCAAUAUCUCUGGGUCAAGGACAGGGGCCCAUUGCGAAGAGAAUGGUGGAACAUGCACAGAACACUGGCUCAUGGGUAUGUCUCCAGAAUUGUCAUCUGGCUGUCUCGUGGAUGCCUGUCCUGGAAAAGAUCUGCGAGAACUUUGAUAUGACAAAUACAUCGAUCAACUUUCGCCUCUGGUUAACGAGCUAUCCCUCUGAUAAAUUUCCCAUCUCUGUACUGCAAAGUGGCGUCAAGAUGACCAACGAACCACCAACCGGUUUGCAGCAGAAUCUCAUGAGAUCUUACACAUCAGAACCAGUUAAAAAUCCGGAAUUCUUUGAAGGCUGCCCAAGGAAGGAGAAGAUAUUCACAAGGCUACUUUAUGGUCUCUGUUUCUUUCAUGCUCUAGUUCAAGAGAGAAGAAAUUACGGUGCACAAGGAUGGAAUAUAAGAUACGGAUUUAACGAAUCUGACUUUCAAAUUUCUGUUCAGCAGCUGCAAAUUUUUAUCAAUGAGUCUCAACAGGUUCCUUUCAAAGCUAUCAAGUAUCUUACUGGAGAGUGCAAUUAUGGAGGGAGAGUCACAGAUGAUAGGGAUAGACGAUGUCUCAAUACGAUUUUACUCGAUUUUUAUAAUAUGGAGGUCAUUGAAGACGUUAAUUACAGCUUCUCCGGCAUGGGGAGUGAAUAUACAUUGCCCAGAAGGCUUGGUUAUCGUGAUUAUAUAAGACAAAUUGAGGGUAUCCCCAUGAAUCCGCCUCCGGAAGUGUUCGGCCUCCACAUGAAUGCGGGAAUUACAAGAGAUUUGGAGGUGUCGAAAAUGUUUUUCGAUUCAAUGUUACAAAUUCAGGGAACCGUGACCGUGGGAGACACCUCAAAACAGGAUGAAUUAUUAUUAACAAUGAAGAGGGACAUUUAUAAUCGUUUGCCAAAUCUGUUUGAUCUUGAGGAGGCACAGAAAAUUUACCCGGUGUCCUACAUGGAAUCCAUGAAUACGGUUUUAAUCCAGGAGAUGGAACGGUAUAACACCCUUUUGAGAGCGAUGCGAGGGUCAUUACGGAUGCUGGAAAAAGCUGUUCAGGGAAUGAUUGUGAUGACACCAGAAUUAGAGGUCCUCUCUCAAAACAUGAUGAACGGGAAAAUCCCGCCGACGUGGAUCAAAGCGAGUGCCUACCCUACUCUGAAGCCCCUGUCGAGUUUCAUUGCCGACUUCCUAAAGCGCCUAGAAUUUUUCCAAGACUGGUUGACAAACGGAAAGCCCACGACCUUUUGGGUUUCCGGUUUCUCUUUUGUCCAUGCCUUUCUCACUGGGGCAAUGCAGAAUUACGCGAGAAAAUACAAAAUUUCCAUCGACAAACUGGACUUUGAUUUCGAGGUAAUCAAAGCCUAUCAAUUAGAUGAAUCACCUGAGGACGGUGUCUACGUAUAUGGAAUGUACCUGUCAGGUGGCAGAUGGGACAUUGGUACAAUGCAUCUAACCGAGAGUUACCCUAAAGUCCUCUGGGAUUCACUGCCCAUUGUAUGGUUCAAGCCCACAGUAGCAACUUUAAUUGAGAUAGGAACACGAUACGAGUGCCCAUUAUACAUAACAUCCGCGAGAUUUGGUACUCUCAAAACAACUGGUCAUUCAACUAAUUACGUCUUAAUGAUUCUGCUUGAUACCGUGUUACCCGUGAACCACUGGAUCAAACGUGGACUUGCACUACUCUGCCAAUUAGAUGAUUAAAGCUAUGAUAAACUCAAUUAGACCGCUUGCUGCAGUUCACGUAAUGCAUUUAAAUCUUUAAAAAACUUAUUUCCCUUCAAAGUUUAUGUUGCAUACGGGGGGUCUAGUCUGGCAGUGGGCCUUCAACAUAUGCCAGG